ACUCUUGUCUCCUAUCUCGCCCAGUCAAAGCCAGGGAUCACCAUUCUGUCUGGCUGGCGGGCGGCUGUGUCUCCUCUCCUCUGCCGCCGCGGCUUCCUCCCCGGCCUCGCUGCCUCUGCUACUCCGCCCGCCUCCCCCUCUUUAACUACCCGACCUCCCACUCCGAUUCCGCGCUGCCUCUCCCUCGCCGAAUCUGACACGGCCGAUGGGGGUGCCGCCGGUCUCGCCGGGGGGCAGCGUCGGCUACGACUGCUCCUUCAAGAUCCUGCUCAUCGGGGACUCGGGCGUCGGCAAGAGCAGCCUACUCCUCAGCUUCGUCGCAGCGGCUCACCUCGACGACGACAUCGCGCCCACUAUCGGAGUUGAUUUUAAAAUCAAGUUUCUUACUGUUGGAGGAAAGAAACUGAAGCUCACUAUAUGGGAUACUGCUGGUCAGGAGAGGUUUAGGACAAUCACUAGUUCUUACUACAGAGGUGCUCAAGGAAUUAUUCUAGCGAAGAGAGAGAGCUUCACAAAUUUGGGUGAUGUAUGGACUAAGGAGAUAGACUUAAACUCAUCAAACAAAGACUGCAUAAAAAUGCUUGUUGGAAACAAAGUUGACAAGGAUGAUGAGAGAACGGUCACAAGAGAAGAGGGUCUUGCCUUUGCACAAGAAUCAGGAUGUCUGUUUCUUGAAAGCAGUGCAAAAACACGAGAAAAUGUUGAGAAUUGUUUUGAAGAACUCGUGCUAAAGAUCCUUGAGGUUCCAAGUCUCUUAGAGGAAGGCUCAUCGUCGGUUGUCAAGAGGAACAUUCUGAAACAACAGCAGGAAAGUCAUGCAAAGUAUGGUGGUAAAUGCUGUCAAUAGAUCCAUGCCCCAUGAUUGAUCUUGCUAUCCGUGGUCAUCGCAUCACCAGGCAAGUUCGUGAUACCAUACUGUAGCUGUUGUUGCGUUUCUUGUUGUACAUGAGUUGUGUCUAAACAAUCUGUGAGUAGAGAAGGUGGAAAUAGGGGAUUGAAGUUUGUAAAGUUUUGAAGAGUGAUUAAAAUUGGUUUGUACAAAGGGAAUGUCAUGUCCAUUCUUGUUGUAUCUAUUCUUUUUGUGCUC
Molecule: messenger RNA, 1087 nt
Organism: Lolium rigidum
Lineage: Eukaryota; Viridiplantae; Streptophyta; Magnoliopsida; Poales; Poaceae
Product: ras-related protein RABC2a-like
Exons: 6
Coding region: 206-847 (213 amino acids)
Molecular function (GO): GTPase activity; GTP binding
Source: RefSeq, a predicted model, not a curated record